Messenger RNA from Ostreococcus tauri, 1938 nucleotides. Its product is annotated as unnamed product. Gene Ontology annotation, biological process: mRNA cis splicing, via spliceosome. The transcript is spliced from 3 exons. The record is from RefSeq and is a predicted model, not a curated record. Gene Ontology annotation, cellular component: spliceosomal complex. Bases 1 to 1938 code for a protein of 645 amino acids. NCBI's taxonomy places the organism in Eukaryota, Viridiplantae, Chlorophyta, Mamiellophyceae, Mamiellales, Bathycoccaceae.
AUGGAUGUCGAUGAAUUGCGAGCGGAGAUGUCUCGCGCCGAGGCGUCGGCGACGCGCGCGGACGGACGAUCGACCGUCUCGGACGACCGCGCGCGGUGGUUGGCGCGCGUGAUCGCGACGCGCGAAGCCGCGGGGGAGCUCGGGGGGGUGGGCGCUCGGACGCGGCGUCAGCCGAGUGGGACGGCGGCGGUCGUGGGGGGGACGCGGGCGCCGGAGGAGAGCGCGUAUUAUCACCCGACGCUCAAUCCGAGCGGGACGCCGCCGGUUGGGAAGCCGUGGAAGUGGCGGGGGGACGUGGGUGGGGGUGGGGGGGGUGGGGUGGACGCGCGUCGGGCGUUACCGGGGGGUGGAGACGGGGGGGGGAGCGAGAGCGAGAGCGACGCGCUCGAACCGCGCCGGGACCGCGUCGGGAUUCGAGCUCAUCAUUCCGGAGAUUCCAAGGCGGAAGCGGUGGAAGGGGGACGAUUCAUCGAGUCGAGCGACGUCGGCGAAGGGCGAUCAUCUCCGUCGACGUCAGCGGCGAUGAAGGCGAGUUUAGUGAACCCCGAGACCGCGGCGAUGACGCUCAACGCGAUGUCCGGGAAGGAACUCGCGGCGGAACUCAAGAAGACGCAAACGAAGAUGUCUGAGAAGGCGAAUACGGCGAAGAAACUCACCUCGAGCGAUUCGCAGCGCUUGAGCCUAGACAUGACGGGCUCGACGAACGUGCUCGAGGGUGCGGAAGAGAAGACUCGUCGCGCCAUCAAGGUGCUGAGGACGCAGACGGACGCGUUGAUGUUUCUCGCGGACGCCAUCGAGGCGAAGGAGUUACCCGGUCUCGCCGAACGCAUGCGCGAGCGCCUGAACACGAUCAAGGAGAGUUACCACGACUUACUCUCAUACGAGGGCCUACGCCAACGUAAAAAGGGCGCGCUCAAGGCGGCGAGAAAAGUAGAUAUUCUUCGCGGAGCUCUGGGACAAACGGAACAACAGGACGGGCGUAACCUUCCGACUCACUCGAGUGACAAACCGAUGCAAAGGAAACGUGACUAUCAAAUUUUAGGCGCUAGAAUGCUCGCCAUCGGUUGUGUUUUCUUCGUCCUUUUGUUGACGCCGUUCAUCGUGACGCAAUACGAGCAGCACGAGCAUCAAACUGCUUGUGACGUCGCAGAGAAGGGAGAAGUGAAGCUCGAUCACGCAAGCGAGGGACAAAUGGAGGUAAAUCUUCUCCUCGGACCUUGCAUUUACAACGCCAGCGAGUACCACGUAUCGUAUUCCAUUUAUCAAAAUCACAGCGGUCACGUCUACCAGUUGGCGACAUCGGCACAACUCGUCACGCCGCACUGGAGCGGCGAGUCCGGCCAUCGACGCAAACUCCUGGGAGGUGGCGGCGCCGGCGUGAGCAAACAUCUCAAAUCUUACUUUUCAACCCACAUCCUGAGCGAUUAUAAAUCAACGCACGGAAGCGCUUGGAUGGAGUUCACAACGGAUUGCCCGGAUCCCGUCGCAAUCUCUGUCACGUGUGCCGCCGCCGGGGCGCUCCCGCCGCCGCCGACGGCGCCGCCAGAGGCGGAGGAGACGACCGCGGCGGCGCGUCACGCGCCGCAUGGCGUGAUGUGGCGACCGCCGCCGCCGCCGAGACGACCGCCGCCGCCGCAGAGACGACCACCGCCGCGAAGAGAGGGUGGGUUUUUCUCCGCCCCUCGCGCGCCGGUGGAUCCGUCCGCGUUCACAAAGAGCGCGGCGCCGACGGCGACGCCCAUGGUUCGGGCGGAACAAAACGUCGCACUCAAGCGACUUGUACCGGCGAGUGUUCGCGUGAAGCGCCAGGAGGCACCUGAAGGCAAGCGUCAACGCGUCGCGACGGGUAACGCGAUCAACUCGGCGCCGAACGUCGAGGACAAAAAGUAUCUCUCCUUCCUCGACGAGAUGGCCGAGCUCGGCGCGUUCGCCGAGUGA